AUGCCACAUUUUAGUGUAAAUAAAAUGCUAGAGCAUACACGCGCGCCAAUACAUACAGUCAGCGUCAUAUUUCUACCGAUCUUUAGCGUGGUUCCUAUUGGCCCGGGCAGCUGUACGGCUUCAUCUGGGGAGCAUGGCACCUGUAUACCAAGCAAGGAUUGCGUGCUGCGCGCAGGAAUACCAGCAGGACCUUGCGCUGGUGGCUAUGGGCUGUGCUGUGUUUUUCUACAAACAUGCGGCGGCAUUAUACGUCAGAACUCCACCUACUUCGUCAAUCCAAAUCAUCCGGAUGUGUAUGAUGGCACUGGAAGCUGUCAGGUGACAGUGCAAAAGAUACAUCCAGAUGUUUGCCAGCUGAGACUCGAUUUGGAUAUGUUCUCCGUUGCGCCACCCGAGUCACUGAAUCACGUCUGCAAUCAGGAUCAACUGCUCAUCUCUGGCGGCAGUCCAAUUCCCACAAUUUGUGGCUCUUCGGCUGGCGACCAUAUGUAUAUAGACGCAGGGCUGGGACAAAGCAACGCCAUCGUGCUCUCCGUCAUUACGAGUGGCACAUUUUCGCGUCUCUGGCGCAUUCGUGUGACCCAAAUCCAUUGCGGUAGUUUGAGUCGCGCCGAUCAUGGCUGCUUGCAAUACUUCACCGGCAUUAGUGGGCGUGUGCGCAGUUUCAACUUCAACACCGUAACUGGGCGACAGCUCUCCAAUCAGGACUACAGUAUUUGCAUACGCGCAGAGCGCAACUUUUGCAGCAUACAAUACAACGCUUGUCCCGAUACUGAGAACAAUCGCUCGCGUUCAUUCACUAUCUCAGGGAACUCAAACAAUCCCACCGGUUCCAUGGUGGGUGGCGGCACGCAAGUGACACAGAAUACCUGCAUCAACGAUUGGCUGUUGAUCGGUUGUAUGCGCUCGGUGGAUCGCAUACCGCAGUUGGCCGCUUGUGAAGAUCGCGUGUGUGGUGGCACCUUUAGCGCCGAAGUGGGCACCAUUCAACGAACUGUGCAAUCGAGCGUGCGUCCAUUUCGUUUGUAUUUCCAUACGGAUGGGGUAGAGGCGCCAACGGAUGUGGACAAUCGGGGCUUUUGUUUGGAUUUCGUGCAGCAGCCAUGCACAAAUGGGUUUUAGGGUUUAGUUUGGGAAUGUUUGUGUUAUUUGUAUCCUACGUAGUUAAGUUGUUUUGUA
Messenger RNA from Rhagoletis pomonella (apple maggot), 1179 nucleotides. RefSeq lists its product as uncharacterized. The transcript has 7 exons. Lineage: Eukaryota; Metazoa; Arthropoda; Insecta; Diptera; Tephritidae. The record is from RefSeq and is a predicted model, not a curated record. The coding region runs from base 1 to 1122 and encodes 373 amino acids.